AUGGCUUUUACUCCUAGAGGUGGUGCUCCUCGUGGCAGAGGUGGCUUCGGUGACCGUGGUGGAAGAGGCGGCGGUCGUGGCGGCUUCGGCGAUCGUGGCGGCAGAGGUGGAUCAAGAGGAGGCUUCGCCUCGCGUGGCGGAGGAGAUCGUGGUCGUGGUGGCGCUAGAGGCCGUGGAGCACCCAGAGGAGGUGCCAGGGGCGGUCGUGGCGGCGCAGCAGGAGCCAGAGGAGGCGCCAAAGCAAUCGUUGAGCCCCAUCGCCAUGAAGGCGUGUUUAUCGCAAGAGGCAAAGAGGACAUGUGA
This is a messenger RNA of Aureobasidium uvarum, 303 nucleotides long. The record is from the annotation of a GenBank genome assembly. NCBI's taxonomy places the organism in Eukaryota, Fungi, Ascomycota, Dothideomycetes, Dothideales, Saccotheciaceae.